AUGGCAACAAAGGUCUUUGGCAUAUUUGAUAAAGGCCAAAAAAUCAAGGGGACUGUGGUGUUGAUGCCCAAAAAUGUUUUGGACUUCAACGCUAUAACGUCCGUCGGUAAAGGCGAUGUCUUCGACGCUGCCGGAAAUUUAGUCGGUGGCCUCACCAGCAUUGUUGGCGGAGCUAUUGACACCGCCACCGCCUUCUUAGGCCGUAACGUCUCCAUGCAGUUGAUCAGUGGUACCAAAACCGAUGCAAGUGGAAAGGGACUAGUUGGAAAGGAAACGUUUUUGAGCAAUCAUCUUCCUCGGUUGCCAACUUUGGGAGCAAGACAAGAUGCAUUCAGUAUAUUUUUUGAAUAUGAUGCUAAUUUUGGAAUCCCUGGAGCUUUUUACAUAAGAAACUACACUUCAGCUGAGUUCUUCCUUGUCAGUGUAACUCUUGAAGAUAUUCCAAACCGUGGAUCUGUUCAGUUUGUUUGUAACUCAUGGAUUUACAAUUUCAAAAGUUACAAAAAGGACAGGAUCUUCUUCACCAAUGAUACGUAUCUUCCAAGUCAAACACCAGCUUCUUUAAAGCCAUUUAGAGAAGAAGAGUUGCAGAAUCUAAGAGGAGAUGGAACAGGAGAGCGCAAGGAAUAUGAUAGGAUAUAUGAUUAUGAUGUUUAUAAUGAUCUUGGAAAUCCAGAUGCGGGUGACAAACUUGCUCGUCCGGUUCUUGGAGGGUCUAGCACUUAUCCUUAUCCUCGUAGGGUUAGGAGCGGUAGAAAACCUACCAGAAAAGAUCCUAAGAGUGAGAAACCGGGUGCAAUUUAUGUUCCAAGAGAUGAAAACUUUGGCCACUUGAAAUCAUCAGACUUCCUUAUGUUUGGAAUAAAAUCGUUGUCUCAUGAUGUGUUACCUUUGUUUCAAUCUGUAAUUUUUGACCUUAAUUUUACACCAAAUGAGUUUGAUAGCUUUGAUGAAGUGCGUGGACUUUAUGAAGGUGGAAUUAAACUUCCUACCGACAUAAUUAGCCAAAUUAGUCCUUUACCCGCCCUUAAGGAAAUUUUUCGUACCGAUGGUGAACAAGUACUCAAGUUUCCACCACCUCAUGUAAUCAAAGUAAGUAAGUCUGCAUGGAUGACUGAUGAAGAAUUCGGAAGAGAGAUGGUUGCUGGUGUAAACCCUUGUGUGAUUCGCGGUCUCCAAGAGUUCCCACCAAAAAGCUCACUAGAUGCCACCAUCUAUGGUGAUCAAUCUAGCACAAUAACAAAAGAACACUUAGAAACCAACCUUGGUGGACUCACACUAGAAGAGGCACUCAAUGGAAAGAGAUUAUUCCUCCUAGAUUACCAUGAUGCAUUCAUGCCAUAUUUGGAGAGAAUAAACAUUAGUGCAAAGGCUUAUGCUACUAGAACAAUCUUGUUCUUGAAAGAUGAUGGGACUUUAAAGCCAUUAGCUAUUGAAUUAAGCUUGCCACACUCAAAUGGGAUCCAAUAUGGUGCUGAAAGCAAAGUAUUCUUGCCUGCUGAAGAAGGUGUCGAAAGCACAAUUUGGUUAUUAGCCAAAGCUCAUGUAGUUGUAAAUGACUCAAGCUAUCAUCAACUUAUGAGUCAUUGGUUGAAUACUCAUGCAGUUAUGGAACCAUUCAUCAUAGCAACAAAUAGACAUCUGAGUGUGCUUCACCCGAUUAACAAACUUUUAUAUCCUCACUACCGUGAUACAAUAAACAUCAAUGGACUUGCUCGACAAUCUCUAAUCAAUGCAGGUGGAAUCAUAGAGCAAUCAUUUUUGCCGGGACCAAAUUCCAUUGAAAUUUCUUCAGCGGUUUACAAGAAUUGGGUUUUCACUGAUCAAGCAUUACCAGCUGAUCUUAUCAAGAGAGGAUUAGCUGUGGAGGAUCCUUCUUCUCCACACGGCCUUCGUCUCGUGAUAGAGGAUUACCCUUAUGCUGUUGAUGGAUUAGAGAUUUGGGAUGCUAUUAAAUCAUGGGUCCAAGAGUAUGUCUCGUUAUAUUAUCCAACUGAUGACACCGUUCAAAAAGACACUGAGUUACAAACUUGGUGGAAAGAAGCUGUAGAAAAGGGUCACGGUGACUUGAAAGACAAGCCAUGGUGGCCUAAGAUGCAAACUCUUCAAGACUUGGUUCAAUCUUGCUCCAUUAUCGUAUGGACUGCUUCUGCUCUUCACGCAGCUGUUAACUUCGGACAAUAUCCUUACGGAGGAUACAUCCUUAACCGUCCAACGCUUAGUAGAAGAUUCAUCCCCGAGAAAGGAACUCCAGAAUACGACGAGAUGGUGAAAAAUCCGCAAAAGGCAUAUUUGAGAACAAUUACUCCAAAGUAUCAGACUCUUGUUGAUCUUUCUGUGAUUGAGAUAUUGUCAAGACAUGCUUCCGAUGAGGUGUAUCUCGGCGAGAGGGAUAACAAGUAUUGGACAUCUGAUUCAAGAGCAGUACAAGCCUUCACAAAAUUUGGAACAAAACUAACUGAAAUUGAAGGGAAAAUCCAUAGCAGGAACAAUGAGCCUAGUUUGAGAAACCGCUACGGGCCAGUGCAGCUGCCCUAUAGUUUGCUGCUUCGUUCAAGUGAAGAAGGUUUAACUUUCAGAGGAAUUCCCAACAGUGUCUCUAUUUAA
This is a messenger RNA of Lathyrus sativus (Indian pea), 2607 nucleotides long. The record is from the annotation of a GenBank genome assembly. Lineage: Eukaryota; Viridiplantae; Streptophyta; Magnoliopsida; Fabales; Fabaceae.